Symbiodinium sp. CCMP2456 is the source of this 1650-nucleotide messenger RNA. The record is from the annotation of a GenBank genome assembly. NCBI's taxonomy places the organism in Eukaryota, Dinophyceae, Suessiales, Symbiodiniaceae.
GCUUCCUUCUCUGCAGAGAUCUGGGGAAAGGCCGGCGCCGACCUGCUGGCACAAGCGAAUGACCUGGUGUCAGAUGCCAUGGGCAAGGGUGCCGCUGGACUUGGCGAGCUCAAAUCCAAAGCUGGUCGCAGCUCCGGCGCCACUCAGGACGCAGCUGCCACCUUCGUUGCCCUGGCACGCGCUGAGCUGAAGGCAGGGCAAUAUGCUGAAGCAACGGAAGCGGCAACGAGCGCUUUACGACUCCUCAAAGAACUCGGUGUGGGGGCCUUGGCCCAGCCGGGCGACUUCAAGGGCACGGCGCCGAAGCCGAAGAUCCUCUCCCCGGAGGAAGCGCGGGAGCGCGAACGAAUCCUCCGCCCUGUGCGAGAAAAGAUGCUCCUCUUCCGGGAAAUCGGUGUCCCCGAUGAGGAAGUUCAGCCCAUGCUAAAGGCCCUGCAGGCUGAUUCAGUGGAGAGCGACGGCGAUGCAGUGAAGACAGCAGAGGUGCACUGCAAGAACGGCAACUACAGCAAGGCGCUUGAGGUGGCAAACAAGGCGCUUGAAAGCUUCAAGUCUGCCAACGACAAAGCAGGCCAAGCUGCAGCGCUGGUGGUCGUUGCCUCCGCACAUCGAGGACUGGGAGACAAGCCUGCAGGCUUGCAAGCAGCAAGGGCAGCCUUGCCUCUCGCCUAUGACGCCCAGGCGAAGGUGACAGAGGCCGCUGCGCGGCGCCUUUGCGCCGAUCUUCGAGCCUCGAAGGCCCCACCGAAGGUGACCCCUCCGACCUUCGGUAUGACCAAGGCCUUGGAUCACUGUGUUCCUGGAGUGUCUGGACCUGCACAUUGCCCUACAGAGCCUUUCGUGGGGCUGCAACGAUUGGUUGGUCUCCAGGAGUCGAAGAAAUUGUCGGGGCAAGUGGCGGUGGUCACUGGUGCCUCCCGAGGUAUCGGAAAAGGUAUCGCCCAGAGCUUGGCAGAGGCAGGGGCCAUCGUCUAUGUGACCGGAAGAUCCGCACCCGGAAAGGAGACCGAUGUCAUCCUCAUGGGCACCGUGGAUGAAACUGCCUCGACAUUCGGCAAGCUGGGCGGCACUGGCGUAGCGGUGCACGUGGACCACGCACAAGACACGCAGAACGCAGCGCUGGUGAAGAUGAUUUCUGAAACCCACGGACGCUGCGACCUUUGUGUCAACAGUGCUUUCUACAUCCCGAAGCCGGACAUGAUUUUCUUCAGCACGCCGAUCUGGAACCAGCCGAUGCGAUUUCUGAACGAGCAGACCUCUGUGGGUGGACUGAACCACAUAGGCUUCACCGUGGGGCUUCUUCCAUGCUUGCGCCGUGGUCGUGGCGUUGUUAUCAACGUCUCCUCCUGGGGCUCUCAGAUGAAUAUCUUCCCCUUCCCGCUCUCCUACUACUGUAACAAAGCCACCUUCGAUCGAUCAAUGAUGGCUCUCUCCGAACGUGUCCGCAACUAUGGCGUGCACAUCCUCACUUUGUGGCCAGGCAGCGUCAAGUCGGAGCGAAGUGUGAUGGGGGCGAAGCGAAGUGCGACCAGACUUAUCGACCUUGAAACCGUCCGAUUCACUGGAAACGCCAUCGUCGCCCUUGGGGCAAUGGGGCCGGAAACCCUCCACCAGUACUCGAUGAAGCAUCGCGUGCCGGGACCGAGAUGA